Octopus bimaculoides (California two-spot octopus) is the source of this 1952-nucleotide messenger RNA. RefSeq names its product piggyBac transposable element-derived protein 3. Lineage: Eukaryota; Metazoa; Mollusca; Cephalopoda; Octopoda; Octopodidae. Gene Ontology annotation, molecular function: zinc ion binding; sequence-specific DNA binding. The record is from RefSeq and is a predicted model, not a curated record.
CAUCAUUGCACACCUUAGCGUGACAAUCUAAUGUUUAUUCCUCGACACACACAGUUUUAUAUUGACUGAAGUUGGAGCACUAAACACAUAACUACCGCUGCUGCUGAUUUCACAUUUCUUCUUCAACAGUUCUGACGAAGCUGAUAAUUUCCCAAACCGGUGUGGUCCAUAACCUCGCAAACCAGGCUCCUCUUCAUCUAUUUCAGCAGAUUUAAAAUGGUAUAUGCUGGAUGGAUAUGGGCUGUACUGCACCUGGUCAUCUUGCAGCAGAUUGCAUCAGUCCUUGGAUGUUGGUGGCAAUUUGAACCGGGAAUGACUUGGCAAUGGCAGUUGACUAGUCCGCUGGAUCUUACUUAUGAAGUAGAGAUGUAUGAUGUAGAUCUAUACGACACGUAUAAACCGCAGUUCGACUACCUCAAAAAGUCACACAUUCUGGUAGUCUGCUACAUAUCAGUCGGAACUUGGGAAAAUUGGCGUCCAGAUGCUCACAGUUUUCCAAACUCUACUCUAGGUAAACCUCUCUCUAAAUGGCCAGGUGAGAGAUGGCUAGAUAUUCGUAGUCCAGAUGUAAAACGGAUUAUUUCGCAGAGAAUCGAAUUAGCUAGACGACGUGGUUGUGAUGGUAUUGAACCAGAUAACAUUGAUGCAUACGAAAAUGACAACGGUUUGGGAUUAACCGCUAAUGACCAGCUCCAGUACAACAUUUGGCUUUCUGUUGAGGCACAUUCCCGUAAUCUAUCCAUUGGUCUAAAGAACGAUCCCAACCAAGCAGCUAAACUUGAGAAGUAUUUCGACUGGGCUCUAACCGAGAGUUGCAUGAAAUAUAAAGAAUGUGAUUUGUUUAAACCGUUCAUACAAAACAACAAGGCUGUAUUUCAUGUGGAGUAUGUUCGUAACCGAUCACGUGGGAAGCGCGUCAAGCAAACGGUGUGCAAACGCAUUACAAAAGGCUUCAGUACUCUAAUCAAGCUUCGCAGGUUGAACGCUUGGAGAUUGUCGUGUGAUUCAUAGAUCACAUUCAGACUUUUUUCUUCUCUUUUUCAUCUCUUCUAUCGCAUCACAUAAUUUGCUUGUGGUACUAAUGUAUCAUUUCCUUUCCUUCUCUCUACAAAUUUUCUCUUACCCUUCUCUCUGUCUGUCCGUCUGUCAAUUUGUCUCUGAGAAUUUCUAAUCUCUGCUAUUGAAAUCUGUUGAGAAACAUGCAGCCACAUACACACACUCACAAAAAUAAAAAUAUUUUUCAUCAAUUCAUUUCACUUUCUUCUCAAAGAAUCAUUGUGAAAGAUGCAGUUCGGUUGAUAUAUAGGUUAGAGAAUAUGAAUUGCUUAACUAUUUACGCAGGUUUGACCCUCAAAUGCUAAACUAAGACAAUUCAUAUAGCACCGGUAAGAUAAAGAAAACUAAUGGUUGUGCAAAUAGAAUUUUCUAAUACAAUUUAUUUUAAUAAAUAAUAAUAAUGACAUUGUUCUCUAAAAAGUAAGAAAAAAAAAAUCAAUUCAAGAAGUUAUCCCCUUUUUUCAUCAUCCCAGUUUAAUUUAUAUGUAUUUUAAUGUAAAGAUUUUACGCAUGGAAGCACUCAUUAAACCCCCAGAGGGUACGUAUUUUUUUACACAAAUUUUCAAGCACCGUUAUCAUUGUGGUUACAUUAUGAAUGAUAAUUAUAAGUAAUUUACUUUAACUUUUUCCUUCAUUGAUUGAUUUUGUUGCUCUGUUACUAAAUUUUAAAAAAAUUUAAAGGAAGUUAAUUGUAUUUAUGUGCACUUGCCAGACAUCUACUAAUUGAUUGACUUAUGCACUAAUUAAUAGGACUUGUGCUUUUGAUAAUUUUUCCAAAAAGAUAAACAAAAACAAAUCAAAAAGUCAGGUGUAUAUUUUGAGAUUUUAUUUUAUUAGGGAUUCCUCUUUUAAAUCAAUUCCAUAAUAUUAAAAUAAAUUUAUUCCUUCUUAUUUCA